AUGUCGGUGACGUCGGCAUCUGCCACUUCGGCAGGUCGGCUGGAGCCUUUUCUUCUCUUGGCAAAGUCCUCGAAAGGUGCUGCUGCUGCUCAAUCCAUCAUUGAUGCCACUGCUGCUCCUGGAGUCUACGUCUUCAAUGAGCUUCUGGCUCUGCCUUCCAUACAAGAGGUGAGUGCGCCUGUCUUCAUGAGCUGCACGCCGACCUGAGAGAUCCCGUCGCUCGCUGACAUGACGAAUUCACGUAUGUAGCUCCAAUCUGGUCCGCACGAGAAGGCAUUUGCCCUCCUACAGCUGUUCGCGUACGGCACCAUAUCCGACUGGGCGUCCAGCCCAGACGCCUUCCCCAAGCUUCGCCCAUCGCACAUUUCCAAAUUGCGGCACCUGACGCUGCUUACACUAGCAUUCAACGCCAGGACGGUGCGAUAUGCGGAUCUCAUGUCGGCUCUUUUGUUGGACGCCUCCUCCGAGAACCCGACUGGUGGGUCCGCCGAUGGUUCGAGCAGUGCUGCCUCUACUAGAGCACUCGAGGACUGCAUCAUCGAAGCUUUGUAUGCGGGAACGUUGGCCGCAAAAUUGAAUCAGCGCCAGGCCAGGUUGGAGGUGGAGGCUGUGCUUGGAAGGGAUAUCAAGGGAACUGAAGAGCUUGCCGACUUGGAAAGGCAGCUGGCCCAGUGGUGAGUCCAGCCAAACGUCGCACGCCUUUCCGCCAUCAUUGACGGGAACUGCGAGCUGACACUCUGUCUGCGCGAUGUUGCCCAGGUCUACAAUAACCAACUCGCUUUUGGCCAGCUUGACAAAUCAAAUGGAGCAUGAACAAGCCCGCGACGCCCUGCGCGUCUCCCACAAAGCACACCAUCGAGAAGACCUCGCUCAAAGCUUGUCAUCCAUUGCGGACAAGCUGUCGAACCCGAACGCAUUCUCUCCAGCUCUUGCCAAUGCAGCUGGACACUUUGGGUCUAUGGACAUCGACGUACCUAGGAAGACGUGAGUAUCUCCUAAUUAAUUGUAGGCAAGUUGAUCUCAUUAACGCCGUUCCUCGCGCACCCCGCGCUGUCACAGUCCUCACCGAAAGCGCACAAGAGGCUGA
Molecule: messenger RNA, 1087 nt
Organism: Ceraceosorus bombacis
Lineage: Eukaryota; Fungi; Basidiomycota; Exobasidiomycetes; Ceraceosorales; Ceraceosoraceae
Source: the annotation of a GenBank genome assembly